AUGGCUGAAACAAGAUUCCGUCUGUAUCAAGGCAGCAAGCGUGCUGCAGACACGAUGAUGAACAUGCUUAAGAAGGGCAAACCUAAGCUUAAUAAAAGAAGAAAACAGAAGAAGCGGAAAAAGAAAGGGAAACAGGAAGAAGAAAAGAAAGAGGAAGAGAACCACGUUCGACGAUGGACCCCUGAGAAAUUCAGGUUGAGUGAUAGCAAAAACGUUCCUCUGAUUGAAUUUGGUGACGGCAUGUUCAACAAAUUCGCCGUUCAUCUAAAAAGCCUUAGAACUGGUGUCGUUGGUGUUCUUGGCGUGCCUUGA
Messenger RNA from Mycotypha africana, 312 nucleotides. RefSeq lists its product as uncharacterized. The record is from RefSeq and is a predicted model, not a curated record. The transcript is spliced from 3 exons. Bases 1 to 312 code for a protein of 103 amino acids. Lineage: Eukaryota; Fungi; Mucoromycota; Mucoromycetes; Mucorales; Mycotyphaceae.